Molecule: messenger RNA, 1002 nt
Organism: Mycetomoellerius zeteki
Lineage: Eukaryota; Metazoa; Arthropoda; Insecta; Hymenoptera; Formicidae
Exons: 5
Coding region: 1-1002 (333 amino acids)
Biological process (GO): DNA integration
Molecular function (GO): nucleic acid binding
Source: RefSeq, a predicted model, not a curated record
AUGGACCCAUUUUUGGACGAAAAAGGAAUGGUCCGAGUGGGAGGACGUCUUCGACAUGCAGAUCUAACUCCAGAUCAGAAGCAUCAGAUCAUUUUACCAGUGGGUCAUCAUGUAGUCACAUUGAUAUUUAACCAGGAGCACGCACAACGAUUGCACUGUGGCCCAGAGCAGCUAUUGAAUUUUGUUCGGCAAAAAUAUUGGCCCUUAAAUGGAAGAAGAGAAGCAAAAAGAAGCAGAGUCACGGAAACUUGGAGACCAUUCUUUAUUUCUGGAGUAGAUUAUGCUGGUCCACUACAAAUGAGAGAGAGUAGAAGCACAAGGGCGAUACAUUUAGAACUGGUAACGGCAUUAACCACGGAGGCCUUCAUGGCGGCCUUGAGAAGGUUCGUAGCAAGAAGGGGUAUGUGUUCGCAACUGUACUCCGAUAACGCGACUAAUUUCGUGAGUGCAGCGCGAGAAUUGCGAGAAAUUUACGAGUUCCUAGCAAACAAUGAAAAGGAAAUCGGUGAGAAAUUAGCAAAUCAAAAAAUCGAAUGGAAGUUUAUACUUCCCAGCUCGCCACAUUUUGGAGGGCUAUGGGAGGCCGCCGUGAAUGCAAUGAAAAGGCAUCUAAACACGGUAACGCGAGGGCUUAUCCAAACGUAUGAGGAGUACAACACAUUGCUGAUAGAGAUAGAAGCAGUCCUAAAUUCGAGACCCCUAACUCCCUUAUCCGCGGAUCCCAACGAUUUGGUAGCAUUAACCCCUGCUCAUUUCCUUAUCGGGGACUCCCUACUAGAACCUGUGCAGAACAAUUUCGUAGAUGUUUCAGAUAACAAUUUAUCCCGACAAGAGAAAGUGGAGCCAGGGACAAUGGUCCUUCUGAAGGACGAUAAUUUGCCUCCGCUGAGAUGGAAACUGGGCCGAGUGGUGGAGACGUUCGUGGAGAUAUUCGCGGGCGAUAAUGGAAUCGUUCGGGUCGCUACAGUUCAGACCGAAGGUGGAAGGUAUGUCGCUAUGUAA